Trichoderma asperellum CBS 433.97 is the source of this 2645-nucleotide messenger RNA. The record is from RefSeq and is a predicted model, not a curated record. Lineage: Eukaryota; Fungi; Ascomycota; Sordariomycetes; Hypocreales; Hypocreaceae.
ACGGGAUAUUUCAAGUGGGCCAGAUCCUUACUGAUGCUCUUAACCCUGAAUCUGCACUAUUUCGAGCCGGCCCAUUCAGAGGAUUGAAGCCAGAUACCCUUAGUCUGAUAAUCCGGUCACGUUCAUCUCUGUCUGUUAAAUAUGGAGAAAUUGGAAAUGUUGAACUUAUCACAAAUUACAGCUCAGCUAUUGAUGGCGCUCGAGUUGACGGCAAAGGAAAUUUCGUCCGGUGGCAGUGGUUGCAGACAGAAUGCAUUAUUAGGAAUGAUGCAUUUCUGAAGGCUGUUAUACAGGAAGAUGAAGUUAAGAAUACAGGAAAUCAUUCCUAAAGGUGUGGGAUACAAUUCGGAAUCAUUUUGUGGCCCUCACAUAUCUUCUUACUUUCCUACUUCUUCGCGGACUUCUGCAAUUCCUAUUGAUCAAGCCUUCAGCCAAGAGGCUGGUACCCCUUUUUCGACAUAUAGCAAUGCCUUAACGGGGCAGCUUGGGGAUAAGCAAUAUACUUUACCUGCUGAUUUCAAAGGUCCUAAAAAUGGCAAACCAUUUAUUUGGAAGUACAAACUAGAAAGAUUAUCCCAUCCGGAAAAGACUGAUUCAAUCUCGUCCAAGCGCUACUACCCGAGUGAAGCUCUCUCUAACGCUAAGAAACAAAACUGGAUUGAGAUUCUUUUGGGACUUCUAUUCGGCUGGAUAACAUAUAUACCUUUUCAACUCGAUAGGGGAGUUGGGAAAAGCUCGAAUUUCAGAGUUGUCAAGGACUCUCAUGAGAUGCCCACGCGCCCCGAAUCUCUUUCGUGGUCUCGUGUGAUUGAUGAUCCGACAAUUACAACUGUGGAGGCAUCCAAUACGUCGGUGCCUGGCAGAGAUAUUCAUAAUACUGGAAGAUUUCUAUCCCCGCAACCUCGAUCAUCUUUCACUCGAAGGAAUUCGUGGGAUAGGGCACAGGUUAUGAGAAACGGUACCGACCAUGACGACGCCAAUGCAGGCAAUGCAAAAUCUACGCCCUUCUCGCAAAGUGUUCCGAACUACGAUUUGCCGCCUACCCUAGCAUUGAGUAAUAACGAGAGCUAUCUUCGCCACUCAGUCUCAGAUUCAGAGGUUAAUUUUCUUGUUCGUGAUAACCCAAAAUGUCAAGGUUGCAAAAAGUUCACGGAACAAUUCGAACCAGAACUCGCUGAACAUCAACAAACCAUAAAAAUCUCCUCCUUACCAACUAUGGCAACAACAAUAUCUAUCCAACAAGAUAACACCCAGGCGAUUCAACCGGAAGGUGAACGUUCAUUUCAUGCACCAGAUGUACCGGAGAUACUCGGAACCGGUAAAUUGGCCAAAUUCACUUCUGCAGCGGCUGCCGACUCUGUGACUAGUGGGUCAGUUGCGGCGAAUGAAGAGUAUGUGUUUGACAGCGAGGUAGAAGGGCUUGCCAAGUGCUUAAGCGAAGAUAAAGCGAUUCCCUUAGCAGACGAAUGGUUUUCCAGCCACAUAAAAAGGGUCGACAAAUACUUCGAUUCCUAUCGAAGCGGAAGACCUAAUGAAAUAGUGAAGAUAGCCGUCCUCGAUACCGGACUAGAUAUGAACCAUUUGCUCCUACGAGAUUAUAAAGAUAGGGAACAGAUCGCCCAGGAAGAUAGUAUUGAUUUCACUAAGCCGGAUGCAGGACCAGUUACCGGCGAUAGGAUCGGACACGGGACAUUUUGUACGCAUUUAAUUUUAAAAACAUGCAGGACGGCCAAAAUAUAUGUUGCGAAAGUGUUUAACAAUGCAACAGCCGACUAUGAGACAGCGGCUUGCGUAGCGAAGGCUAUUAAUUACGCGGUCGAACAUUGGAAAGUUGACAUUAUUUCAAUGUCAUUCUCUUUUAACGAAGAACAACUGCCAAUAAAAACUGCGAUUUAUAAUGCAUUAAAAGGAGAGCAUAGGGUCUUAUUUCUCGCAGCGGCUUCGAACUACAGUCACAACGAACAAUUCACAGUUGGUUUCCCAGCACGGUAUAAGCAAGUUAUAUGUGUCAAUUCAUCUACCCCAGAAGGAGAAAAGUCGAAGUUCAGCCCUUUUCCGAGGCAAGGAGAGCUCCACUUCAGCGUCAUUGGAGAGCAUCUUAACGCUGCAUUCCCCAUGAAGCAAAACCAUGGCAAUAGCGAAAAGAGACAAAGUGGAACAUCAAUGGCAACAGCGGUUAUGGCUGGUAUUGCUGGUCUGGUUAUCGAGUACUCCAGAUUGAGAUCUGUUGGCAAGACAAUAACUGACAGGGAUCGCCUUCUCACUGCGGAAGGUAUGCGAACCAUUUUUAAAUUAAUGCUAAGCCAUGGAGCUGCUAUGGAUGGAUAUCUUUGUAUAAAACCAUGGAUAUUAUUUCGCGAAACUAAAAAGGAUGUUUCCUGGGAUGUUUCAUACGAAAUCAACAAAGCCCUUCAGACCAUUGCCAAUUUGGCAUAAAAUAAUUGAAGGCGGUGUUUGUAUAUGCAUUGCUAAGGGAGCAAAGGUUAUUAAAUGGGUAAGGAUGACUUUCAUUAAAGACCUCCGUUAUGCAUAAUAUUCAAAAAACUACAAACCCAUUUAGCAAUGGAUUUAGACUUUUAUGGUGAAUGUAAACACAUGUAUGCAGUAAUUUCAAAUCACCAUCACGGCUUUGACUAAGGGAAGCC